Molecule: messenger RNA, 951 nt
Organism: Ostreococcus tauri
Lineage: Eukaryota; Viridiplantae; Chlorophyta; Mamiellophyceae; Mamiellales; Bathycoccaceae
Product: G-protein beta WD-40 repeat
Exons: 1
Coding region: 1-951 (316 amino acids)
Biological process (GO): mRNA splicing, via spliceosome
Cellular component (GO): catalytic step 2 spliceosome
Molecular function (GO): protein binding
Source: RefSeq, a predicted model, not a curated record
AUGCCGCUCACGCUCGCCCUCGCGCGCGAGCUCACGGGCGCCCACGCCCGGGACGCGGUGCUCGCGAUCACGUUCUCCCGCGACGGCGCGCACUGCGUGACGUGCGGCCGCGAUCGCGCGUUCGCGCUCUGGAGCGCGCGCACCGGGACGCUCCUGCGCGCCUACCGCGGCGGCCACGGACGAGAGGUGCGCGACGCGUCGUGCGCGCGCGACGGUGGGACGAUCGCGACGUGCGGUGGUGACCGAGGGGUGUACGUCUGGGACGUCGCGACGGGGGCGGCGAGACGGCGAUUUGAGGGACACGACGGCGACGGAGGAACGAAUGCGGUGACGUUUUGCGCGAACGAUUGCGUGGUGGUGAGCGCGGGGUACGACGCGAGCGUGCGCGUGUGGGACGUGCGGGCGAACGGUGGACGCGCGAUGCAGAUUUUGAACGCGCGCACGGGGGUGGGGUUCGAGGAUAGCGUGACGAGUCUGACGCGGGACGAGGCGUGGCCGAGAAUCGCGUGCGGGUGCGUGGACGGCGCGACGCGCGUCGUGGAUAUUCGUCGAGGCGAGCUGCACGUCGACGCGUACGGCGUCCCGGUGACGAGCGUGAGCUUUAGUCGAGAUAAUAAGUGCUUGGCGGUGGGGUGUUUGACCUCGCGCGUGUGUCUCGCGGAGUGCGCGACGGGCGACGGCUUGAACACGUACAGAGGUCACGUCGCCGAGCGCGCGAAGACGCAAUGCGCGCUCACGUCGGACGACGCCCACGUCGUAUCGGGUUCCGAGGACGGUCGCGUCGUAUUUUGGGACGUCGUCACCGCCGAGAUCGUCGCCGAGAUCGACGCGCACGACCCCUCCUCCGUCGUCUGCGGCGUCGACGUCUCGCCUCCGGGCGUCCCGCCCGCGCUCGCGACGUGCGCCACCGACGGUCGCGCCCGGCUUUGGACCAUCACCUCCGAUCGAUGA